Messenger RNA from Macaca mulatta (Rhesus monkey), 1263 nucleotides. It is a transcript of the gene STXBP6, whose product is annotated as syntaxin binding protein 6. NCBI's taxonomy places the organism in Eukaryota, Metazoa, Chordata, Mammalia, Primates, Cercopithecidae. Gene Ontology annotation, molecular function: phosphatidylinositol-4,5-bisphosphate binding. Gene Ontology annotation, biological process: Golgi to plasma membrane transport; exocytosis; regulation of SNARE complex assembly. Gene Ontology annotation, cellular component: exocyst; plasma membrane. The record is from RefSeq and is marked provisional.
AAGAUUCACUGCGUGCUGUACUCGCUUGUUCUACAAUGAGUGCCAAAUCUGCUAUCAGCAAGGAAAUUUUUGCACCUCUUGAUGAAAGGAUGCUGGGAGCUGUCCAAGUCAAGAGGAGGACAAAGAAAAAGAUUCCUUUCUUGGCAACUGGAGGUCAAGGCGAAUAUUUAACUUAUAUCUGCCUGUCAGUGACAAACAAGAAACCCACACAGGCGUCCAUUACAAAGGUCAAACAGUUUGAAGGCUCCACAUCGUUUGUUCGGAGAUCACAGUGGAUGCUCGAGCAGCUUCGCCAGGUUAAUGGUAUCGAUCCUAAUGGGGAUUCAGCAGAGUUUGAUUUGUUGUUUGAAAAUGCUUUUGACCAAUGGGUAGCCAGCACAGCGUCAGAAAAAUGCACCUUCUUCCAGAUCCUCCACCAUACCUGCCAGAGGUACCUCACGGACAGGAAGCCGGAGUUUAUUAACUGCCAAUCCAAAAUUAUGGGAGGAAACAGCAUCCUCCAUUCAGCUGCCGACAGCGUGACCAGCGCAGUGCAGAAGGCAAGCCAGGCCUUGAAUGAGCGCGGAGAGAGAUUAGGCCGAGCGGAGGAGAAGACAGAAGACCUGAAGAACAGUGCCCAGCAGUUUGCAGAAACUGCGCACAAGCUCGCCAUGAAGCACAAAUGUUGAGAAACUGCCUAUCCUGGUGACCCUUCUUAAGAGAAACUGAAGAGUUUGUUCAGCAGUUUUUACAAGAAUUCGGGACCUCCGCUUGCUUCUUUUUUUCCAAUAUUUGGACACUUAGCGUGGUUUUUGUGUUUUCUUUUCAGAUGUUAAUGUGAAAGAAAAGGUGUUGCAUUUUUACACUUCCCUAAUGAUCUUGCUAAUAAAUACUACAAUAGCAUCAGCUUCAUUUUGGGUUUUUCCCUCCCCCCCACUGUGUGUAUGUGUGUAUAUGUAUGUUUUGAAUAUGUUUUCUUUAUUAAAAAAUAUUUUUUGUAGUUUGAAUGUGAAAUUUGGACCAAAUGAUAAACUGCGCUGGGUCUAAACUGGCAACAUGUAUUUUUUUCUCUGACAUUAAGCAGGAAGACAUUUUAAUGUGGUGACAUCAGAUGUUGUUUUUCCUAGAUGAAAAUGAAAGUCAAGCAGUGAUUAGUUUCACUCACUGUCCUAGCUACACUUAAUUUGAAGAUUAAAAUUCUACAUUGUAGAAAACAAUUGGAUUUAUUGGGGAAAACAGCAGUCUUAGAUUUUGCUCCUUACAUAGUAAUCUUUUGCAUGAACC